Molecule: messenger RNA, 114 nt
Organism: Entamoeba invadens IP1
Lineage: Eukaryota; Evosea; Mastigamoebida; Endamoebidae
Exons: 1
Source: RefSeq, a predicted model, not a curated record
AUGGCUGAGACAGAAAAUGAGCGCACGCUAGACCAAGCUUCUAAAGAAGCCGUGGACCAAGUUGUGAACAUUCCCGCAGCUCAAAGAACACAAGUUGAGUCACUCUUUUAUGAC